Molecule: messenger RNA, 1322 nt
Organism: Candoia aspera
Lineage: Eukaryota; Metazoa; Chordata; Lepidosauria; Squamata; Candoiidae
Gene: FOXR1
Product: forkhead box R1
Exons: 6
Coding region: 1-900 (299 amino acids)
Biological process (GO): regulation of DNA-templated transcription
Cellular component (GO): nucleus
Molecular function (GO): sequence-specific double-stranded DNA binding; DNA-binding transcription factor activity
Source: RefSeq, a predicted model, not a curated record
AUGGACUUGCGGCUGCAGAAACCGGCCUUCUGGGCCCGGCUGCACCUGCGGAGCGGCCUACAGAGCUUGGACCUGCCCCGGGAGCUGGCCCUGGACGUCACCUGUGAUCAGCUGUCCCCAGUUGCCGAGGAGGCCCUCCAGACUGUGCAGCUCGAUCAGGCGGCCGGCGGCCCGGCCGAGGCCCCGCGCUCUUCCUCCGGGAGGGCUUGUGAGACUGCCGGGCAACCGCACCUGUGGAUGUGGGUGGACCCCAACCUCGUCUGCCCUAUUCCCGGACACGCCGCGGGGCUGCUGCUGCCGCCGCCUGGGCCUUGUCCACGUGCUGGUCCAGAGGCUCCCUCCUGUAGCCCAGCCCGCUUUGGAGAGGAUCUGUUCGCCGUGCCGAAGGCCGGCAGGGGAGAAGAGGAUCCUGGGAGUGCCACCAAAGCCAAACCCACAGUGCUCUUGAGAGAGGACUCCCAGAGAUGCCUCCCGGCAUGCCAGAACGUCAAGGUGUUCCGGUCCCGCAGCAGGAAGCUGAAACGGGCCCAGGGGGGAUGGCCUCGCCCCCCUCUCAAUUACUGCAUCCUGAUCAGCCUCGCCCUGAGCAGCAGCAUGGACAGCAGCCUGACUGUGCAGGAGAUCUACAAGUUCACCAGGCACCACUUCCCCUUCUUCCGCACGGCUCCAGAGGGCUGGAAAAACACUGUCCGGCACAACCUCUGCUUCAGCAGCAGCUUUGAGAAGACCACAGACUUUGUGUGCCUUGAAGGGAACCGCAAGUCCCGCCUGUGGAAGUUAACCAAGGAGGGCUGGCGGAAGUUCCGGGAGGAGGCCCAGGCGCUACCGGAGGAUACAAUGGGCUUGGUGCACCAGAGCAUGGAUAAGCCAGAACUAAUGAGAUCUCUCUUUGGCCUCUGAUCCUUGGCGUGGAAGUGCGGCAGAACCGGGCAUUUGACGGAGCUCCCAAGGAGGGUUUGACUUCUGCCUUCAGGAGGCUCCUGCUUCCUCCAAGGGGAGAGGAUGGAUUUUCAUGGGAGCCUUUGGGGGUGGGUGGGCACAUCCUGCCCGAGCUGCUCCGUGAAGCUCUGGGCGCAUCUGCUUGGUCCUUGGCUGACAAUGUGCAGAGCAGCGGGAGGGCUGCUUUGGGGGCAGGGACAGUGCUCCUGCCUCCCCAUGAGCUUCACCCCAACCAAGAACAAGAGGGUGGCUGCCGGUCAGCCUUUUCCCUGAAGGAAGGGAAGGAAAGGAGAUCCUUGCUCAUUUUUGUGUUGAAAUUUUUGUUGGAAGCAGUAAAGUCAAUUAUGGGGCUGACCUAGCACCUGUUUUUCCAUUCCUGAAUC